Exophiala oligosperma is the source of this 3324-nucleotide messenger RNA. RefSeq lists its product as uncharacterized. The transcript has a single exon. Gene Ontology annotation, cellular component: U5 snRNP. The coding region runs from base 127 to 1491 and encodes 454 amino acids. Gene Ontology annotation, molecular function: protein binding. The record is from RefSeq and is a predicted model, not a curated record. Lineage: Eukaryota; Fungi; Ascomycota; Eurotiomycetes; Chaetothyriales; Herpotrichiellaceae.
CUGGAUUCACAAGAGCUACUCCGUACUACAUAGACCGUUCAGUUCUUCAGAUUCAUCCUCAACUCGUAUGUUCCAAGACCAACCUCUCCCUUGCUCCCGUUGAGUGAGUUGUAGGACUCGCCUACAAUGUCCUCUUACAACAAAAGACGCGCCGAAGAUUUUGUUCGCACGCACGACCAUGCCCAGCCCAGCAAAAAGCCUCGCUUCGACGUGCGCAAUCCCUCCGCACUAGCUCCCGAUGCUCCUGAGGACGAUGCAAUCCUGGAUGCGGAUGUCAUCGGCUCACGAGGUCAACAAGUGCGCCGUGGCGCUGUGAAUAUUGAUGGUUACGAUUCUGACAGCGACAAUGACAACUUCAACGCUCGCGCUGAUGCAAAAUCUCGCGCAGAGAAGGCCGCCGCUCAAAGGUCCAAACAAGAAGAACAAGACGAUAUGUUUGCUGACUUGGAGGACGAUUUUCGUGACGGGGAUGACUCAGAAGGAGACGCGGCCCGUCGAGGAGGGAAGAAGAAAGCCGUACGAUUUCUGGACACAGAUGAGAUUCAAGGACAGGUGCAAAAUUCAAGAAGCGGUGGUCAUGUUUCGGCUGAUUUCAGCCUGAAUGGAAGUGGCCACGGCAAAGGCAAGGCAAAAGAUAGAGAGGUCGAUGAUGAGGUGGAGAGUAGCAGUGACAGUGAAGUUGAUGACGAGAUGAGAGCAAGCACAGGUGAACUUGACCCAGAACUGGGUGCUGGAGGCAAGAAAGCCCACGCACCAAAGUUGGAUGCUUUCAAUAUGAGGACGGAAAUGGAGGAGGGCCGGUUUGAUGAGCAACAGAAUUAUGUCCGCAAAGCAGUAGACCCUGAUGCUAUCCACGAUGUCUGGCUGGAAGGAGUCUCAAAGAAGCAAAUGCGAAAAGCCAAAGAGGCUGCUGAGAGGCGCGAGGAGGAGCGAAGGAAGCGUGACAUCGAGGAUGACGCCCAGUCGACAGGAGAGGUCCUGGGCCGCCUUAUUCCAUUGCUUGAACGCGGUGAAACGGUCCUGGAAGCUCUUGCCCGACUUGGUAAAGGCAAAGAUAAAAAGGCCAAGUGGCAGACAAAGAAGAUCAAGAAACAGAAUGGCAAUGAACAGGCCGAAGAUGAUGCGAUCGAAAAGGCUCGCAAGGAAAAGGUCGAGGCUAUCACUGGAGCAGCCGACAUAUUGUUAACACGCGGUCAACCCGAGGUCUACGACAGUGAAAGAGAAUUACUCGUCAGACAAUACAGAAGAGAGACUGGUGAAGACUGGGUUGAGUCUCAGCCCAAAGAUAUUGAAGCUGGCAAUACUAGCCCUGACGCUGCGGAACAUAUGUGGGAGUAUCGUUGGACUGAUGCAAGGGAUGGCGGUACCAUCAACGGUCCAUAUACUGGCGAUACCAUGCGACAAUGGAGUGAUGCUGGAUAUUUUGGUGAGGGUGUUGAAUUCCGUAGAGUGGACGGUGGCAACUGGUCCGCAAUAGCCGAGUUCGCCUGAUGAUACUGUCGUCCGAUAUUCCGAAUAAUCGACUUCCUAAGCAUGGAAUAUUUCUUUAUCCGUUCGACCUUCACCAUCCCACGCUGUCGCUUCGGUAUGCCGGAAUGUCAUAACUCGCCAGUUGAGUUCACGACGCCAGAACAGACCAUAGCUCAAAUGAACGCCACCUCUUUCCGCGGACAGUCCACCACUGCCAGGCAUUUGUCGACCUAAAACGCAUGCCCGGAAUCGUGAGUGAAUCAUGCCCAUCCCACAGCAGACGCAUGGUUCAUGGGUCAAAUAGAUGUCCAGUCCGCUACAAAGAUAGCCCUCCUUUUGAGGUCCCGAUUGCUUUUCUGGCAGCACAGUGUCGUGGCUCUCUCCAAUGUUGACGUUGCCGACUUUGCUGGUAAGAUCUUCGAGAAUUUUUUCAUCAUCUUCAUAGCGAGCCUCAAUGGCGGUGAGAGCCUGGCCAGACGGUGUUUCGCGGUAGGUGGUGAGGAAUUUCUUGUGACCACCGGCUGCAAUGCGUCUGCGUAAUUCUUUAUUGGCCACCAUCGCAAUGGCACGCAUGACAGCAUGGUAUUCCGGGCGCCCUUCACCACGUGUGCCUCGACGACCUUUUUUGGGUUUGGGAACAGGGUUAGGAGAGUACCAACGAGCAUCGCCAGCGACUGCAAUGACAGCACCAGUUUCUGGAUCCACAACCACAGCACCCACCGCGCGUCCGUGGCCCAUCUCGCGGGCUUCAAUCGCUGCCAUCAUGGCUAGUUGCAAGUAUUUGUCAGCAGCUGGAACUUCCAGCUGGGUUCUGAUCCGCUUGAGGUGCUGCAGCGGGGGGGCAUCCUGAAGAACCUGCGCUGCAGGAUUAUAGAUCGUCGGCCAGUAUCGUUCAGACCACAAGGAGGCUUGCUCGACGUUGAGCGGACCGUAGCGUGGCACCACUGCAUCGAAGCAACGUGGGAGGCCUUCUUCUUCGAUAUGUGGCAAGAAGUGGUCACGAAUCUUCUCCCACGGCACUACCGUGUUUGGAACAAGGAGGAAACAGGUUUGCAAGCCUCUUGAGUCGUAGUCACGACGCCAUGUCAGAUCUUCUGGGAGGUGAGAAAGCGUGCACACUCGUCGGAAGUGACUGAAGGAGGGAUGCUUGCCACCGCUCGGAAUGAUGGGCUUGACAAGGCUGCAGUUGUCAUUAGUGGUAUCCUGACUGCGGUUGAUAGGAGACUUGCCUCAGUGCUUUGCUAGUCAAUUUGGCUGGAAUCUCCACCACGAAUGCUUGUACUGGGCCAACGGUCAGUUUGCUUGUGUUUUGCUUGAUGACCUGGACAGCAAACAUACCGAACUCAACCUCGGACCGCGUCUCGUGGAGAGUCUUGAGGGGCUCAAGAAAGGCCACUGGUUCCUCCAUGAUUGGCAGGCUUGACAGACCCUGGCUGCAUGAUCCUGAAGGAAGCCCCAAUGAUGGAGGAAAAGAAUCAAGUCAAGUUCUGCAGAAAAGAAGAGUAGGUUGCAGUUUUGUUUGGGGUUGUCGUAAAUGACUUCACAGUCGUUCCUGCAGUCUAGGGUCUUUGUGUGUGGCAGAGACAGGCGGUAAGUGGUCUGGGUAGUUUAACUGAAAGAAAGAGCAUAGGCAGAAAUUUUACAGGUGAAGCAGGACAAGUCGUACAGUGAAAUAUUAACCUGCUAAUGGACAGUCGAAUAGAAGGUUGGGGAAUGUAUGUACAAGAAAAGAAGAAUCGUCGACUGUGAAAGGUGGAAUCUAUGUCCCCGUCUUCGUUGUGCCUUUUUGUUUGAAUUGAGAUCGUUAUGAGUGGAAGACCGAGUCACUCACUCAUUUAUCAAUAUUGUUGGCCG